This is a messenger RNA of Triplophysa dalaica, 6801 nucleotides long. RefSeq names its product bromodomain adjacent to zinc finger domain protein 2B. Gene Ontology annotation, molecular function: DNA binding; protein binding. The transcript is spliced from 38 exons. The record is from RefSeq and is a predicted model, not a curated record. Bases 183 to 6557 code for a protein of 2124 amino acids. NCBI's taxonomy places the organism in Eukaryota, Metazoa, Chordata, Actinopteri, Cypriniformes, Nemacheilidae.
AUCAGAUCAUCGACGUGCAUCAUCUCUCACUAAAGCUGUCGGACUCAUUGGAUCGGAUUUAAUCUGUUAUCAUUCAUGAACUCGCUGGAUGAGAAACAUUAUUUAAAGUGAAGCUGAAGGCUCUUGAGUGAUGAUGUCACAGUGAUGUCACACACCUAAAGUAAAGGCCUGUCACCAACAAUAUGGAGUCUGCAGAGAGACUGGAACCCUCGACCCCUGGUCAGACCCCCAUCAGAUCCAAAGGGAAGCCCAGAGACUCCUCAUCAACAGCAAACAAUAAGAAAGGGCAUUUGUUUGGAAUGCUUGGCAAUCAAGGCUUGGGAGUUUCUUCGGUUUCUGGGGUUUUUCCCAUGAUGCAUCACUCCUCUGCUUCUGUCCGAUCUGAGUUUGGAGGCCUGGGAACUCUGGGGAUGUCCGUGGCUCUUUCCGCUCGCUCUCAUCUGGGAGCUUUACCAGAUUGGUGGCGUACUGCCGAUGCUCAGGGUCAAGGGUCAGCUGUUUUAUUUCCUCAUCUUCUGGGUCUGCCAGCAUUGUUUAGCAUGCCGUCACUAAACCAAGAGCAGAAUCUCAUCCAGUCCAGAGCUGCCAGUAAGGACACAUUUACUCCUGCUCAAGGACUGAAUGGUUCGGUCAAUGGAAAAGGAAAGUCAAGCCCGGUCUCCUCCGCACCCUCUCCAGUCCUCACCGCUUCAGAUCAAACCAGAAUCCCAAAACCAGCCGUAAACCACCUGAAGGACAGGACCAGACUCAAGACUAAAGGGAAGCUUUGCAGAAAACUGCCAGUUGUUUCCUUCAAGACUGACAGCCAAUCACCAUCAAACAACCUUAUCCACGACAGCCAAUCGGCAUCCACCUCUGACAGCUCGAGUGAAGCUCUACACAGCUCUGACUCCGAUGACUUGGAGGAUGACGAUGAUGACGAUGAUGAUGAUCAGACUGAUGAUAGUGUGGAAUCUGAAUGUGCAAAAGAUCUAAGAGGGAUGAAGAAGGGGGAAAUGCAGACAGAAACAAAGAAGAAUCAUCAUUCACCAGUGUUGGAUGCCAGGGACCGUCUUUCUUUCAACUCAACACACAUGGAAUCAAACCCUCUGCUCUUCCAGGUCUUCAGACCUUCACACGUCCCCGGCAAACACACCAGUGUGAUCCAGGCUACGGGUUUACCAACCAGCACAAAUCCACUUGGACUUGUCACACAGUCGUUCAAAGACCGGGACGUCCCGUCGCCUACAUUGCUCUCUCACUCCUCUCCAAAACCCGUUUCUGUCACCCCAUCACCAAACCCUCUCUCACUCUCUUCCUCUCCAAAAUCUUCUUCUCUCACCCCAUCACCGAAGUGUCACUCAGUCUCUUCUUCUCCCGUACCGGCCUCUCGGUCACCCUCCUCAAGAGCCCCGUCUCUCCAGUCGGAUAACAUCAAAUCAGGCAGGAAUUACCUCGACGAGACCCUCUUGAACUUCAGCAAACUCAGACAGUCAUUUCUACCUCAGGAGCCCAUGAAGCAAGCCUUAUCCUCAGCACUCAGAGGUGCACAGACGAAAAUCUCAUCACCAUCUUUCAGUCAGACUCUUGAAUCACAGAACAGUCAGAAAUCGUUCUUCAACCAUCUCUUCCUCCCAUUACUUCCUAUGGAGAGCCACCAUCCCAACGGCGUUCAGGACGCUCCUCUGGCCCUUAUAACCAAACCUCGAUCGCAAAACUCUCGCACCCCUGAAAAACCUCUACUGGCCGUCAACAGCCCCGUCAACCUCAGCACGACGGGGACCUGGCAGACCUCGACAGAACCCGUGGAAAUGGGUCGGACCUUCACCUCGUCUGCUUUAACCUCAGCAGCUAGCGGUGGAAACGGUUGUAAAUCAGGGAGGGGAGAGGUUAAGAGAGGGAGGGAGACGCCAAUGGGUCAAUUCAGAGGGGCGGAGUCAGAUCUCGCCAGCAGUAAUGACUCUGAAGACUCAUUAAUGGACGAGGAAAAUGAUGUUACAAACGACAGUCUGUCAGAUUCAGACAGUAAUUUAGACAGCGAUUCUGACGAUGAAGAUGAUGCCAAACAUGAAGAUGUGGACUCAGAUAUGGAAGUUGAAAGAAUGCCUCUCAAACCCUUUUCAUCUUCGCUAGACACAUCAUUAGGCCGGACCACCAGCCCCGUCCCUCUCAAUCUACAGGUCCACAAGACCCCUGCUGUAGGAGUGCCUACUAUUGUGAGCACCAUUAGAGAACCAACCAAUCACAACUCAACCCUCACCUCUGACAGUGUGGCCACACCCCCAGGGAAAAGAAGAAGAGUCACGGAUGAGACUGCGCUUCGGAAACCUCUGGAAUAUGGAUGGCAGAGAGAGACGCGCAUCACAAACACAUGUGGACGGUUACGGGGGGUGGUGGCGUAUUACGCUCCAUGCGGCAGGAAGAUCAAACAGUAUCCUGACGUUAUGAAGUAUCUGUCCAAACAUGGAAUCAGUGACAUCACUCGCGAUCAUUUUUGCUUCAGUGCUAAAAUAAAGGUUGGCGACUUUUAUGAAGCCAGAGAUGGACCUCAGGGGGCGCAGUGGUACUUGCUGAAGGAGGAGGAGGUCGUCAGUCGUAUCCUGGCGAUGGAAGGUCGACGGGGUCGUCCCAGGAACCCCGAGCGCUCGGAUGUCCCCGCUGUUAGCCCGUCUCACUCCAGCAGGAGAGUCUGUGGGGUUGAUGAGAGUAAAGCUGAUGGUCUCAGUGUCUCAGAGGUCAAACUGCUGCGCAGACUGGAGGCUCAGGAAAUAGCACGGCAAGCAGCUCAGAUGAAGCUGAUUCGUAAACUGGAGAAACAGGCGCUGGCACGGGCAGCUAAAGAGGCCCGGAGACAACAGGCCAUCAUGCAGGCAGAAGAGAGAAAGAAACAGAAAGAACACAUGAAGGUUUUGAAACAGCAGGAGAAGAUCAAAAGAAUCCAGCAGAUCCGUAUGGAGAAGGAGUUCCGUGCUCAGCAAAUCCUGGAGGCAAAACGAAAGAGGAAGGAAGAAGCUGCCAAUGCCAGGAUGCUAGAAGCCGAGAAACGAAUGAAGGAGAAGGAGUUGCGCAGACAGCAGGCCGUCAUUCUAAAGCUCCAGGAGUUGGAGAGACAUAGACUAGAUAUGGAACGCGAGAGGCAUCGGCAGCAUGUGAUGCUGAUGAAGACGAUGGAGGCCAGAAAGAAAGCUGAGGAGAAGGAGCGUGUGAAGCAGGAGAAACGAGAUGAGAAGAGGAUAAAUAAGCAGCGCAGACAGGAGCUCAGACGGCUGGAGCUGGAGAUGAGCAGAGAGCUCAACAAACCCAAUGAAGACAUGUGUCUGUCUGAUCACGAGCCUCUACCAGCGCUGUCACGGAUUCCAGGUCUCGUCUUGCCGGGAGUAUGUUUUGCAGACUGUCUGAUGGUGAUGCAGUUCCUCCGUUGUUUUGGGAAGGUUCUGGGUUUUGACAUCAGCGCUGAAGUGCCGUCACUCGCUGUGCUCCAGGCCGGGCUGCUGAACGUAGGAGACCACAUGACCCUCAUCCAAGACCUGCUGGUGCGGAUGCUGUCUGCAGCUUUAUGUGACCCCGGACUCCCUCCUGGAUACAGGGUUAAGACGGCUCUUGGAGACCAUGUGACUAAUGUCAGACUCGAUCGGGACAAUGUUUCAGAGGUGCUACAGAUUUAUAUGGAGGCUCAGUGUGGACAGACGGAUUUCGCACCGUUAGCCGAGAGCUUGAAGACCAAAGCUUUCCAAGCACACACACCCUCACAGAAAGCUUCUAUACUGGCCUUCCUGGCCAAUGAGCUGACCUGCAGCAAGAGUGUCAUCAGUGAGAUAGACCGAAACAUUGACAGUAUGACCAGCCUGCGACGAGAAAAGUGGUUAGUCGAGGGAAACCUGCGAAAGUUGAAGAGAGUUCACUCUAAGAGGACAGGAAAGAGAGAAAGUAACGGAGGGUUGGAAGAGCGUCAGACUCUCAACACGCCUGCCACGGGACGCAAACGCAAGCGCAAAUCUGGUGAGAGCGAAGAUGAUGAUGAAGAGGAAGAUGAGGACAGUGAGGAGCAGGGAGAAGAUGAUGAAGAGGAUUAUGGAGGGAAGAGAGGAAAGAAAGCCGAUGCGUGUGAAGAGGAGGAGGAAUGCAAUCAAACCUCAAGUAUUGAAGAGCUAGAAAAACAGAUCGAGAAGCUGAGCAAGCAACAGAGUCAGGUCCGCCGGAAGCUGUUUGAAGUGUCUCACUCGCUUGGCUCUGUGAUGUUCGGUCAGGACCGGUACAAACGCCGAUACUGGGUGCUGCCUCAAUGUGGAGGGGUGUUUGUGGAAGCCACGGAGAGAAGCGAGGGUCCGGAGGAGUUGCAGAGAGAGAGGGAGAGGUUGAAGACCACUUCUCUCAUCCAAGUGAAAGAAGAACGGUUGGAGACGCCCAAAGAAAGCCGUUUAAACGCACAGCCUGAUGUGAAACAUGAACCCGCCUCUCUAAAUGAAGUGGAUUCUCUCAACCUGUUCCUGCAGAAACCCGGCUCCUUUUCCAAGCUCGGCAAGCUGCUGGAGGUGGCCAUGAUGUCGGAUGAGACGAAACAGACUGCAUUACCCAGCAGCCCCGCUUCAGUUCCCAGCACCUACCUCAGGCAUGCCAACCAGCAGCUCCACAAGGUUCUGACCGGGAGGAAUUCUCAUUGGUUCAGUCUGCUGCCGCGCUAUCCGUGUGACGGCUCGUCUCUGACGGAGGGUCCCGCGACUCUUCCUCUCUCAACAUCUUCAUCUUCCUCACCUCAAACCUCUAGUGGUUGGGUCCCAUGCCCGUCCGCCACAUCUCCUGCUGUCUCAGGACCCAACAGCGCUGCGAGCAUCAGUAACUCUUCAUUAAUGCCACUGCGGAUGAAGUCGUGCAUGUCUGUGAUGGAUCUGCCUUUCUGUUCAUGGUCCAAUGGGAACGUUUCCUCCUCUGGGGUCUCCAUGGCCCCCAUUCUCGGUGGUCUUUAUCCACCCACUGAGGUCAGCAGAGAUGUUAACCCCUUCUUGAACACCAGGAGGCGCGAUUCCCCUACAUCUCCUGGAGUGAAUCCACUGUCCACACCAUCACCAGCUAUUGAGAUGUCUAAACAUCAGGAUUACCCAUUACCUCAUCCUGUUCCUAAGGAGAUGCUGAGCGGCUGGUGGAGGGUGACAGACAUCGGUGAGUUGCGUUCGAUAGAGAAAGCGUGUCAUUCCCGUGGGAUCCGGGAGAGAGCCCUGCAGAAACAGCUUCAGAAACACAUGGUUUAUAUCUCUCAGCUCUGUGCGAAGAACAGAGAUGUGACUGUCAUCGAAUCCUCUGAGCUGGAGAAGCAUCAGAUCUCUGAGGAGACCGUCUACAGCUGGUGUGUGGAUGAACAGGUCAUGGACGUAGACAUCGGUGUCCUGCAGCAGGUCGAGGAGCUCGAACUUAGAGUCACUUCUGCCAACCUGCAGGUCAAGGGCUGGAUGCCCCCAGCAGCACAAUCACACAGUGAACACCUGGUGUACCACGAGCACAAACCUGUCAUAGAGAACAACCAAUCAGAUGACAGAUCUGACCAUGGCAUCGUGCGUCGUGCAAACAACCCUCUAGAUAUAGCGGUGAUGCGUCUGGAAGAGCUGGAGAGAAACAUUGAACGAAGAUACCUGAAGAGUCCAUUAAACAGCGGUGUUCAGAUCAGAAUGAGUCACACGGGUACGGUGACCGCACCAUCUGCACCCUCACCUGCUGGAGAUGAUGAGGACGGGGUCGAGGAGGAUCUAUCUCCAGGUCUGAAACAGUGGCGUCAAGCUCUGGGUGAGGUGCGGAGCUCGAGUCAGCUCUCCAUGUGCAUCCAGCAGUUACACAAGUCUAUUGCCUGGGACAAAUUCAUCAUAAAGGUGGACUGUCAGAUAUGCAAUAUGGGGGAGAAUGAGGAUCUUCUUCUGCUGUGUGACGGUUGUGAUGGAAGCUGCCACACCUACUGUCACAAACCCAAAAUCACCGGCAUCCCAUCAGGAGACUGGUUCUGUCCAGCCUGCGUGUCCCGAGCAAACCGUCGGUCCCUGAAGAGCAGAAAGCCCUCGAACCGUUCAAGUGAAGAGCUGAAGAAACACAGCGAGGUCAAACGUGACGGAAAAGCAUCUGCGACUGGAGGAACCUCAGAGGACGAGUCGGGCCGUGCCAGCAGCUCUCCCAGUAAAGUGACAAAGGAAGCGAAAAAGAGAAAGACGGAAGAUCCAUCCACAGGCCCAGUCGAGUGUGUGAAGCAAGUCACGACAGCCAGAGACAACAGUAAAGAUGUGACCAUCUGCAGAAUUCUAUUGGCCGAGCUGGAGAGCCAUCAGGACGCCUGGCCAUUCAUGAGACCCGUCGAUCCCAAAUCUGUCCCGGGAUAUCGCAAGGUGAUCAGGAAGCCAAUGGACUUCUCCACUAUCAGAGACAAACUCACCAACAGCCAGUACCUGAAUCUUGAGACCUUCAUUAUUGAUGUGAACUUGGUGUUUGAUAACUGUGAGAGAUUCAACGAGGAUCAUUCGGACAUCGGGCGGGCGGGACACACUAUGAGACGGUUCUUUCACGGCCGCUGGACUGAACUGUUGAAGCAGAAACUCGCAUGAGAUCUCUUCUCAUCACUGUUUACAAGAAAAUGGUCAAGAUGUGAAAUAUCCAGUAGACCAGCAUUAGGCGCAGAUUCACCUCAUUCUCAAGCUGUUUCAUGUCUGCUAUGGUUCGUAGAAGAAAACAUUCACAUCCAGAACACGGAAGAUGUGAGGAAACCUUAUUUUUAGAAAUCAGUCAAGGUCCGUCAUUGAUGUAAAUACACUUUUUAUUUCUUUUUUUUAAAUAAACGUUAAUAUGAUA